AUGACCUGCGCCGCGUGCGUUACAGCGGUUACCACCGCCGUCCAAUCCGCGAAAGGCGUGCGACGCGUCUCCGUCGCACUCGCCACCGAAACCGCGGAGAUCGCGUUCGAUUCCGCGAUUCUCGGCGUGAGAGACGCGUUGCGAUUGGUGGAAGAUGCCGGGUUCGACGCCGCGAUUCUCGGCACGGAUAGCGGGAGCGACAGGCUGAGCGUGACUGUAACGGGGAUGAGCGGCAGGGAUGACGUGGCAGCUGCGGUCGAAGUAGCGGUGUUAUCGGUGGCGGGAGUUAGGGAGGUAAGUGUAGAUUCUAGGAGCGGAUGGGUGGAGGUAGAAUACGACCCGGAAAUUACGGGGAUUAGGGACGUUGUGGGAGCUAUAGAGGCGAUUAGUCUGGUGGGGUUAGGGAUGGGUGGGGAGGAGGAAGAGGAGGAGGUUGAUGAUUGGUUGGGGGAGGAUGGGGAGGAGGGGAAGGGAGAGGAGGAAGGUAGUGAGGAGAGGCAAGGGGAAGGGAGAGAGGGAGAUGAAGAGGGAGUUAUGGAGGAGGGAGUGAAGGAGGAGAGUGGGGAAGAGGACGAGGAGAGGGAGAAGCUGGUCGGGCGAGGAAAGAAGCGGGGCCCGUGGGCAGAACGGGCCCAUGCACUCCUCCUCGCGACGCCCGUGCAGUUCCAUCUGGGCCGUCGAUUCUACAUCGCAGGGCUCAGAUCGCUCCGCCACGGCAGCGCGAAUAUGGACGUGCUGGUCGCCCUCGGGACCUCCGCGGCCUAUGGCUACUCUCUGCUGACCCUCGCGGUGCAGAUCGGUUCGGGGCGGUACUUAGGGCACGAUUUCUUCGAAACGUCUGUGAUGCUGAUAGUGUUUAUUCUGGGGGGAAAGUAUUUAGAAGCCGUGGCGAAGGGGAAAACGUCCGAGGCGAUUCAGAAGCUGCUGCAGCUGGCGCCCGCGACGGCCGUCUUGGUGGACGUGAAUGCAGACGGCAAGGUGGUGGCAGAGAGAGAAGUUGGGCUCGCGGCGCUGCAGAGGGUCGAUGUGCUGCCAGACGGCAAGGUUGUGGUGGAGAGGGAGGUUGAUUCACGCUUUGCUGCAGAGAAGGGGAGCGCUGUCUGCGUGCUGCCAUCUCCUGUGUCUCACCCUCGCCCCUCUCUUUCCCACUCCACCCUCACAACCCCUUCAGACGGCAAGGUGGUGGCAGAGAGGGAGGUUGAUUCACGGCUACUGCAGAGAGGGGAUGUGCUGCGAGGGCUGCCGGGAGCGAGGGUGCCCACAGACGGUGUGAUUGUAACGGGUGAGUGGCUGGCUGGAGAGUGGAAGGAGCGUAAGGAGCUGAUGCUCAUUCCACCCGCCCGUCCCUCUCAUGCCUCCAUUGUUCUCUCUCCUCUCGUGCUCUCCCUGCUGGUUGUCCCGUCCACCCCCCCACCUGCAGGCACCACGCAUGUGAACGAGUCCAUGCUCACGGGCGAGGCAGCACCUGUGGCCAAGGGGCCGGGGUUGCGCCUUCUGGGCGGCACAGUCAACCUGUCAGCACGAGUGUUACUGCGAGCCACUCAGGUGGGUGGUGAAUUCCAGGUGUACAUGGGAGGGCUAGGCUAUACACAGUAG
Molecule: messenger RNA, 1596 nt
Organism: Closterium sp. NIES-65
Lineage: Eukaryota; Viridiplantae; Streptophyta; Zygnematophyceae; Desmidiales; Closteriaceae
Source: the annotation of a GenBank genome assembly